This is a messenger RNA of Rotaria sordida, 708 nucleotides long. The record is from the annotation of a GenBank genome assembly. Lineage: Eukaryota; Metazoa; Rotifera; Eurotatoria; Philodinida; Philodinidae.
AUGCAUUUAACUAAUCAUCAUAUGCAAUAUAUUGCAAUCUCACAUGUACCAUCACAAAUGCAAUUACCAUUUUCAAAUGGAAUGUAUCUUAUGAUACCAUACUUAUUAACACCAAUGGAUUCAUCACAACUAUGUUGGUCAUCACCUGUAACUACCGAUGCUAUGAAACCACAAACAAGUACUCAAAUGAUUGGUAUACAAAUUGCACCAUCAGCUAUGACUGAUGUUGCAUCUAGAUCAACAAUGCCAAUGGGAACUCAAUCAACAUCAAAAUCAGGACAAAUGAUGCCUAACACUUCUGUUCGAUCACUUGUUAGAGUACAAUCACAACAAGCAACAGCUUAUACUCGUACAGCACGAAAUAUGCCACCUAAUAAUCCAAGUGGAUUUUCAAAUUCAAUUGUAGUUACUGAACAAGAACCAUUAACAUUAGCUGCUCUUGCUAAUGCAACACCAUUAGAGCAAAAACAAAUGUUAGGUGAACGUUUAUUUCCAUUGAUUCAACAAAUUCAAUUAGAAUUAGUUGGUAAAAUAACUGGUAUGCUUCUCGAAAUUGAUAACACUGAACUUCUUCAUAUGCUCGAAUCAAAUGAAUUACUUAAAGCUAAAGUUGAAGAAGCUAUUGCCAUACUUCAAACAUAUCAAGCCAAACAAGCAGCAACUAAUUUAGCUGCUCAAAAAAAUCAAAUAUCAUCAUUUAAAAAAUAA